UUAUAAUUAUUUUUUUUUUGUUUUACAAUGUAUUCUUUAAGAUUUUACAAGUAUAGUUUUUUAUUAUUUUAUGCGAUUUUAGGUAUAAAGGCAGAUAUCGAUUUAAAAAAGACAAUACAUCGGUUAGACGAGUUAUUAAAGUAUUCGGGUUGGAAAAAAUUAAAUGAUUUGUACCAUAUAAUCUAUUUUAAAAAACAAAGUUAUCUUAAAGAUCUGAUUGAAACACCUACAUCUAGUAAUCAAUAUGAUGCAAAAAUACGAGCUUUAACUAUAUAUCUUGGAUGCACAUACGCAAAAGUUACGAAUAAUGUUCUUUCAGUUAUAAGCAACUUUAUAGAAAAUUACUCACAAUUUAAAGAAGAUAAUGACUUAAUAAAUGUAUACAUUUUCACAGAAAGACUCUUAAACAUAAUAACUACAUUUAUUGUUCCAAUGGCAACAUUGAUGAAAGGAGCUAUGGAUGCUUUGGAUUUACUACAUCAUAGACCGUGGAUUUCUAAUGCACGUACUCGCUAUAUGAUAAGUCCUUCAUUGGGGUAUAUAGGAAAUAUUCUUGAUGAAUUAAACAGAGUAGUUCUAUCACGUGUUGAUAUAUCUACAUGCGACAGGACAUUAAACAGUAUAGUUCUUAUUUUUAAAAGAAUAAUAAAUUAUGUAGAAAAUGAAACUGUAGACUAUUGUAAUUUUAUACCAUAUAAUAGGAAUUAUUUAUGGCAUGAAUGGGUUCAGGAAUAUAAAACCAUUAUUUUUCAGGGCAAACAAUUAUUUUUUUUGAAAUUUUUUAACAGAAAAAUUAAGGAUUAUAUUAAAAUAGUAAUUAUAGAAAAGUAUUUUCAACUAGGAUUUAAAUUUGAUCCAAUCACCGAAGAAACUUUUAUAACAGCACCGAACGAGCUAAUUGAAUUAGAAUUGGAAUUUAAAGUAACAGAUCAAGAGUCACCAACACUAAUACAAAUAGAUACCUUUUACAUUUAGUAAUAAAAUAAAUAUUAUCUUACAUUAAUAUGUUACAAAUAACUAUGAUAUACAUAAUUAUUUUUAUAUCUUUAAAUAAUUAUUAAAACAUUAUAAUAUGAUUCUAUUAAUAAAUGUUAAUAUAUUUGCCAAAUGGUUUAACAUAUAUGUUUAUCUUAUUAUUUAUAAGUGUAGAAUAGAAUAAAUACGUGUCUUUUGAUAUUUCAUUUAAUUA
Molecule: messenger RNA, 1189 nt
Organism: Daktulosphaira vitifoliae (grape phylloxera)
Lineage: Eukaryota; Metazoa; Arthropoda; Insecta; Hemiptera; Phylloxeridae
Exons: 2
Coding region: 28-975 (315 amino acids)
Source: RefSeq, a predicted model, not a curated record